AUGCCUUUGAAAGCAUUUGAUACCUUCAAAGAAAAAAUUCUGAAACCUGGAAAGGAAGGAGUGAAGAACGCCGUGGGAGAUUCACUGGGGAUUUUACGAAGAAAAAUUGAUGGGACGAAUGAGGAAGAAGAUAACACUGAGCUGAAUGAAGAAGGAAGGCCAGUGCAGACUUCCAGGCAGGGCCCCCCCCUCUGCAGCUGCCACUGCUGUGGCCUUCCCAAGCGCUACCUCAUUGCCAUUAUGAGUGGGCUGGGCUUCUGCAUUUCCUUUGGGAUUCGGUGCAAUCUUGGAGUAGCCAUCGUGGAAAUGGUCAACAACAGCACUGUAUAUGUUGAUGGAAAACCAGAAAUUCAGACAGCACAGUUUAACUGGGAUCCAGAGACAGUGGGCCUUAUCCAUGGAUCUUUUUUCUGGGGUUAUAUUGUGACACAAAUUCCAGGUGGUUUCAUUUCAAAUAAGUUUGCUGCUAACAGGGUCUUUGGAGCCGCCAUCUUCUUAACAUCAACCUUGAACAUGUUCAUCCCUUCUGCGGCCAGAGUGCAUUACGGCUGUGUCAUGUGUGUCAGAAUCUUGCAAGGUCUAGUGGAGGGUGUGACCUACCCUGCCUGCCAUGGGAUGUGGAGUAAGUGGGCACCACCUUUGGAGAGAAGCCGACUGGCCACAACCUCUUUUUGUGGUUCCUAUGCGGGGGCAGUGAUAGCCAUGCCUCUGGCUGGGGUCUUGGUACAGUACAUUGGAUGGGCCUCUGUCUUUUACAUUUAUGGCAUGUUUGGGAUUAUUUGGUACACGUUUUGGCUAUUGCAGGCCUAUGAGUGCCCAGCUGCUCACCCGACAAUAUCCAGUGAGGAGAGGACUUACAUAGAGACAAGUAUAGGAGAAGGAGCCAACGUGAUUAGCCUCAGUAAAUUUAACACACCGUGGAAAAGGUUUUUCACAUCAUUGCCGGUUUAUGCAAUCAUUGUGGCAAAUUUUUGCAGAAGCUGGACUUUUUAUUUGCUGUUAAUAAGUCAGCCUGCUUACUUCGAAGAGGUCUUUGGAUUUGCAAUAAGUAAGGUGGGUCUCCUGUCAGCAGUCCCACACAUGGUUAUGACCAUCAUUGUACCUAUUGGAGGACAACUGGCUGAUUAUUUAAGAAGCAGAAAAAUUUUGACCACAACGGCUGUCAGAAAAAUCAUGAAUUGUGGAGGUUUUGGCAUGGAAGCAACCUUACUCCUGGUGGUUGGCUUUUCCCAUACCAAAGGGGUGGCCAUCUCCUUUCUGGUGCUUGCUGUAGGAUUUAGCGGCUUUGCUAUUUCAGGUUUUAACGUCAACCAUCUGGACAUUGCCCCCCGCUAUGCCAGCAUUCUCAUGGGGAUCUCAAAUGGAGUGGGGACCCUUUCUGGAAUGGUCUGUCCCCUCAUUGUCGGUGCAAUGACCAAGCACAAGACCCGUGAGGAAUGGCAGAAUGUGUUCCUUAUAGCUGCCCUGGUGCACUACAGUGGUGUGAUCUUCUAUGGAGUCUUUGCUUCGGGGGAGAAGCAGGAGUGGGCUGACCCUGAGAAUCUCUCUGAGGAGAAGUGUGGAAUCAUUGACCAAGAUGAAUUAGCGGAGGAGACAGAACUCAACCACGAGAGUUUUGCAAGUCCCCAAAAGAAGAUGUCUUAUGGUGCCACCUCCCAGAAUUGUGAAGUCCAGAAGAAGAAAUGGAGAGGACAGAGGGGAGUGACCCUCGAUGAGGAAGAGCUGACAUCCUACCAGAAUGAAGAGGGAAACUUCUCAGAUACAGCCUAA
Molecule: messenger RNA, 1770 nt
Organism: Neomonachus schauinslandi (Hawaiian monk seal)
Lineage: Eukaryota; Metazoa; Chordata; Mammalia; Carnivora; Phocidae
Gene: SLC17A8
Product: solute carrier family 17 member 8
Biological process (GO): neurotransmitter loading into synaptic vesicle; regulation of synapse structure or activity; synaptic transmission, glutamatergic
Cellular component (GO): excitatory synapse; synaptic vesicle membrane
Molecular function (GO): L-glutamate transmembrane transporter activity; neurotransmitter transmembrane transporter activity
Source: RefSeq, a predicted model, not a curated record